Hemicordylus capensis (graceful crag lizard) is the source of this 10516-nucleotide messenger RNA. RefSeq names its product transmembrane protein 151B (gene TMEM151B). The record is from RefSeq and is a predicted model, not a curated record. The transcript has 3 exons. The coding region runs from base 847 to 2391 and encodes 514 amino acids. Lineage: Eukaryota; Metazoa; Chordata; Lepidosauria; Squamata; Cordylidae.
UUCGGAAAGCAAGCUGGAUUUCCCCGCGGCGCUGCUGCUCGUGUGAAAAGCAUUUUCUGUGGCUUGAAGGGAGAUCCACUCCUCCACGGAUUUGAAUGAGGAGAGGGGGAGGUGCGAAGGUGUGCGGCGGGAGGAGUGAGCAGCAGAGAAAGGGAGCUCGAGCGACUGGCGGCGGCGGCUGCUGCCUCUCGCCUACCGCACAGAACCGGGCAGACAAAGGGGGCGCGAGCGGGAGGCUGUGUGGGAGCGCGGGCUGCAGCCUCAAGGUCACAAGCUCCCCUCCCCAGCAGAGCGGAGAGAGCCCAGAAGCGCGCGGGAGGGAAGCCGCCCCUCUGCCCGCCCUCCCCCUCCCCCUCCCCCCUCCUCCACCCCGCGCCCCUCGACUGCGGCGCCUUGCAUCCCGCCUACCCCUUCCCAGCCCCUCAGCUUCCCGCCCCCUUUCCCACCCUUCCCGUCCCCAUCGGUGGUGCGCGCGCGCCCGGCUGGCUGCGUGAGGUUUGCUCCGGCUCGACCAGGACAGAGUGCCUCAGGCGCGAAGGCACCACCAGCUUCUUGGGAAGGCAUCACCGCCGGCAGGCAGCUGAGCGGUCCUCGCAGCAAAAGCAGCAGCCCGCCGUGGAGGGUCACCUCGUCGCACGCGCCAGCUUCCCUCCUUCCCCAGCCGGAGUGCCCUGGGCUUUGGGGGACGCCAUGCCGGGAGCGCCGUCGACUCCCAGGCUCUGGCCGCCCGGCCACCGGCCCCGGCGCGACAGUUCGGGCGGCGCUCGUCGGCUCGCCGUGGCGGGAUAAUGCGCCGCCGCCGCCGCGCCUGCUGGUCGCCUACCCGAGAGGCCCCGAGUCGCCGCCAUGUCCCCCCCAGCCUCGGCGGCCGCGGCCAGCAGCAGCGAGAGAGGCAGCAGCACCUCGGUGCCUCAGGAGGAGGCGGAGGGGGGCCGAGAGGAGCAUGUGGAGCAGCAGCGGCCAGUAAAGCAGUCCCUUAGCAAGUCACUCUGCAGAGAGUCACAUUGGAAAUGCCUGGUGCUCUCCCUUCUCAUGUAUGGCUGCAUGGGAGCCAUGACUUGGUGCCAUGUAACUGAGGUGACCCGGCUGACGUUUGAUAGCGCCUACAAAGGAAAGUCCAUGGUGUACCAUGACAGCCCCUGCUCCAAUGGCUAUGUCUACAUUCCCCUGGCUUUCCUGGUCAUGCUGUACGUGGUCUACCUGGUGGAGUGCUGGCACUGCUACACUCGCAAUGAACUCCAGUACAAGGUGGAUGUUGAGAGUGUGCAUGAGCGUGUCCAGAGGAUGCAGCAAGCCACACCAUGCAUCUGGUGGAAAGCCAUCAGCUACCACUAUGUCAGGAGGACUCGCCAGGUCACCCGCUACCGCAACGGAGAUGCUUAUACCACCACCCAAGUGUACCAUGAGAGGGUCAACACCCAUGUGGCAGAGGCAGAGUUUGACUACUCCAACUGCGGGGUGAAAGACAUCUCAAAGGAUCUGAUUGACCUGGAGAACUUCCCGGCCACUCGGCUUCGUUUCACCAAGUGCUUCAGCUUUGCCAAUGUGGAGUCCGAGAACUCUUAUCUAACCCAGAGGGCGCGCUUUUUCACAGAGAAUGAGGGACUGGAUGACUAUAUGGAGGCGAGAGAAGGUAUGCAUCUCAAGAAUGUGGACUUCAAAGAGUACAUGGUGGCCUUCUCAGACCCAGAUAACCUACCUUGGUAUGUAUCCCACUAUGUCUUCUGGGUGGCUGCACUCUUGACUUUGUCUUGGCCCUUACGGGUCUUGAAUGAGUACCGCACUUCCUAUGUCCACUACCAUGUGGAGAAACUCUUUGGGUUUGAUUAUGUGGCCGUCACUCCGGCUGAAGAACGCCCUUACUGCCGGAGGAUGCCCCGGGUCAACACAGUAGAUAGUACAGAGCUAGAGUGGCACAUCCGGUCUAACCAGCAGCUGGUGCCCAGCUACUCAGAGGCAGUCCUCAUGGACUUGGUGGGACUGUCUAGCUGCACUACCUACUCCACCUGCCACUACGGGAGCUACAGACAAAACUGUGAGCAGUGCCACAGGACUAUAAGCAGCUCUUCCAUCUUCUCCCGCAGUGCCCUCAGUAUCUGUAAUGGCAGCCCCAGAAUCCCUUUCAGCAGCAGCCGCUUCUCCCUGGGCCGCCUCUAUGGCUCACGGCGCAGCUGCCUUUGGCAGAGCCGGAGCGGGAGCCUCAAUGAGCAGAGCUGCCCAACUGAGCAGACCCGCCUGUCCAGCCAAGUCACUGUGGAGGAGGAGGACCCCCCUCCUUACCAGGACGCCCUCUACUUCCCCAUCCUCAUUGUGCAUCGGAACGAGGGCUGCCUCAACCACGACCACCGCCAUCUCCAUCGGAAUGGGUCCUGUGUGGAGACCUCACUGUGAGGGUGUGGACGUACCCUACAAGAAGUACCCUAUGCCCAGACAUGGCGUUUGUGAGCAGAUAGGGUAGCACAGAAAUAGAGGUUCCAACACACAUCCCUGCGAGUCAGAGAGGAUCAUUCCCUUUUAUCAUCCCACAGAGGACUCAACAACUCCCGAGUCCGGUUCUAGCUCUGGAGGCCUGCAGUGGCUUUGCCUUGAGGCAGGUGGCUUACACCACCAUCAGAACCACGGCACAGAACUGCAAUCUGACAGCCACAUGCAAAAAACAAACCAACAAACAAAAACUAAUAAGCAGAAAGGAGGGACAGUAACAGCCCAAGUAUCUGAGCUAUUUCUUCCCAGUUCUGCCUCCAGCUACCAAGGGCAUCUUGACAAUAUCUAGCAGAGACAGUCCCUGGCUCAUACCAUGCAGAGGACUGUUAUCCCAGAUAGACUUGCACUCCAGCAGAUGAAUCCAUGGCAGUGUAGCAUGUUUCCUUCAGAAGCAUGGCAAGUAACUGCACUGAUUUCCCCAGCACGAGGAGCUGAAAGGUAGUUGAGAAGCAGCAACGUCAGGCCUUCUUCCUUUUUCUAGACCACUCUCCGACUGUUAAGCUAUUCUCAGUUGCUGGGAACAUAAGAUCUUAGGAUGUCUUCUUGGAGAGCCUCAGUGUUUCAUAUCUCAGAAUCAGCAUCCCAUAGGUAAAUCUUAAAACAUUCAUAGUCCUUUCUUUUUGUGGCAGCAGCAAGUGAGAACAAACAGGGAAUUUACAAAGGAAACCUCAGACUUUGAUAUAAUGGGGUCUUGAGUCCAAGCCCAGGAGAAGGUCCAUUUCACAAAGAAAGGCACGGCAUCUGCCAUGUUAUGUGUGAGGUAUCUGCUGGCAUUGGGAUGGAUAUCUUGGGAGGAGCUGCUCACCUUGUCAUGUUGGAGCUGCUUCAUUAUGGAGUCUCACAGAGAAAAUCUUUCUGCAAUCAGUAAUGGUUUCUUCCAGCAAAACUUCAUCAUAAUUUACCCACCUAUACAAUACUUCCAGGAACUGCUGAAAAUCUGUGACUCCAUGUUGCUGUUCAGUGGGGUGCCACUUUAACAAACGCACCAGUUACAAACACAACGUCUUGCAUUUCCCUUUCCUUUAAAUGUCCACUCUAAAUUUAUGGGAACAAACACCCUUCUUGAAGCACCACACAUUCUAGAGACUUUCGGAAUUUUUCAGAGUUCCCACUGUGAUUUUAUUUUUCUAAGCUGGUUUGUAAAACAAAGUGAAGGAAAGAGCCCUCAAACUUUCACUUGGGAAAUCUUUCUGUUUUCUUCAGUAUGGGCUACUUCUAGUGCAAUCCUAGCUAUUCAGUUAUUGGGGGGAAAUAUAGCUGGAAUGUGUCUGGAUGAUUUAGUAUCUGUAUUAGUCACAUGGUUUGAGUAUUCCCUAGCAGCACUGUCAGAUGAUAGAAAAUGAGUCCUGAUGUUGGACAGCAUCCCAUUAAUCAAUCAAGGUGAAAAAUGCUUAUUUUUAAAAAUGAGGCCUAGACGCACUAAUGAAUCUCCAGAGGCAAGGAAGACAUAUGCAUAGGAGCAGGUGAUAAAAAGUGUAUUCGUUCCCCUCCAAGUAAUAUGAUACGAUUUUUGUGGCUUGCUUUUCUCUCUCACUAAGCAACAAUGCUUCACUAGUGCUGUGGGAAAAUGCAUAAUAAGUUGUGUGUGACUGAUGUAAAAGGAGCUUUUCCAUAUCUGUCUUUCAUGGUUCUAUAAAUCUGUCUUUCAUGGCUUUUCCAUCAGAGCUGGAUGGAAAACCUGCUCAGAAACAUAAAUAUAUACGCAUUAAAUAUAAAACAAAGUAAGAAAAAAUGAAAUACGUUUUCAGGAUGGAACAAAUUCCUCAAAAAUAUUACUUUCUUAUUUAAAAGAUUUAAUAGAAAACAGCUUUUGGAAUGUUUUGUUCAGCUCAAUUGAAUUUCAAAGUCUCAACAUUUAGGGAAAACAAAACACAGCAAUUUAAAAUUGCUAUCUUGGAGGCAUUUCAUAUGGGUGUUGCAAUGCAGAGUAGACAUGUAUACCCAAAUUUAUCUGGGAAUUUUCAGAGGAUAAAAGAUCCACAGACACAGUGGAUAAAAAAUAAUCAUCUUGCGCCUUGGUGCGAGGUCUUGAAGCACUGAGUUUACAUAUUCAUAGCCAGCUAUUUCUUUCGCUGCAUCUGUUCAUUUCCAUGAACAAAAAUGCUGCUAGUGGUUUUGGUAAGGAUGUAGUAAGCAUCAAGGCUUACAUAGGGGAUAGUUCUACAGUUUUACAUUUGCUGCAGGGGUGGUGCCAUAAGAUGUUUGAUAUGUUAGUGGAGCUAUACAUUCCUGAAUCUAAUGUUGUAGAAUAAUGGUUUACUUGCCAGAAUCCAAAACCAAACCACUUUGCUUUUAAAAAUUCAGUUAUGCUAGGACAAUGACAAAGAAAUUAUAAUCUGGAUUGUAUCUAUGCAUCUGUAAAAUCAUUGUACGAAUGUAGAAUCUAUUAUCUAUAUAUGAAUUUCAAAUAUUCAGUGUUGGACAUAGAAUAUGGAAUUGUGACAAUCGGCUUUCUUUAAAACAAACAAAAGCUUUUGUCCCUCAUGGUUGUGGCGAAGAAUGGCUUGUAAAUGCAUAGGCAGUGUAUGGUGAAAUCUUGGAAAGGAUCUGGUUUGGGAUUCUGUUGAUCAGGUUGUGGCACUUCAGUGCCCCGAGCAGCUUCCAUUCCAUAUUCCAGAGUUAUUGUCCCCUGUCCUUAUCAUGCCACAAUUUCUGUCGUCAUCUACACCCUUCUCUCCUUGCUUUUGCCAGUCCAUAUCAAUAGCAAUAGUAUACCACAAUUCUGGUAGCAGAAUUACGUACACAUUUAGUAAAUAAAUGCCAGUCUCUGCAGUUCUGGUAGCAGAAUUACAUAUAAAUUCACUAAAUAGAUGCCAAUCUACUUCAUUUAUUUGGUUUGUUCAGAGGGCACAGUUUAGGGUUGUUUGACCAUUUGGUGCAUAGUUCACAUAGCAGACCUUUUCAUUUCUUGUUAAGAUAAAGCAUUGCCUGCUGGGAACUGUAGUCAUUUCAGCCUGCAGUUUUAUGAGCUACUUCAGAAGCCAUAUAAUCAGUUCUCCCUUGCCAUGGCUUGUCUUGAGGUUGGCUUUGUCCAUUCUCUGAUUUGUCAUUGCUUUAUAUUUUAUUUAUUUCUCAUGUUGUGAGAGAAAAGUUUGCUUCAGAUGGCGAUGCUAACGAACAACUGUACCUGGCAUCCUUUUAGCUGUACCCCAUAAUACACAUAACACUUUGGCCUUCUGAGAAGGGUGGUUGUUUUAUAGCCAGUUGAAUGACUCCAGUGAGCACUUUUUCCAGCUAGGAGUAGCUGUCCACUGGUAAGGUGAUGGGUUUCAGAUGGACAAAGCCAUGUUUUCCUUGUGGCCAUCAGGCAGCAUGUCAUGUAAAAUACACAAAGAUUAUGCAUUUCAUAAAGUAAAGGAGGAGUGAGGCAGCCGGGUAUUCUGAAAAGGACAUUUUGCUUGUCUAAGGGUGAGGUGAUGUAAAAGUAACUUCACCAUGUCUUCCAGGGGGCUAGAAGGGGGCCUAGGGUGUAAUCAAUGUACCUUCUGUUAUAUAAGCUUUUGGGACUCCACGUGUAGAUGUGCUGGGAACCCAACUGAAGGCAGAAGGGCAGGGUAGGAGAGAGGAUAAACCCCACUACCUAUGCAGAAAAAUAUUGGGUUGAAACGACCUCCAAACCUUCCAAACUGGUUGUACUUGUGGAUACCACAUUAAUACUUCUUGCCACCACUGAUAAAUACUUGUGGCGGCAGAGGGCAGCACAAGGGGCCUGUUUUUCUCAGCCAAUGCAAGAAGCUACUACUCACUGUCCCUAAAGGCUGCUUUGCAGACAAUUGAAACCAGAGUCCUCCCUUUUCUCCUGAAGCAGGGCAGAGAGUAAGGAUGUGAUGUCUCUGAGCCGCCAAAAUCCCUUCUCCAAACUAUCAACUUAGGGCUAAAAGAAGGCUAAAACACCCCUUCCCUACCCCCACAAACAGGUGUGUGGGUGGGUGUGGCAUUGGUUUUAGAGACAGCAUCCUGAGGGAGGGAGGCAGUGAGGGGUUUUUCCUAGUUCACACCCCCACCCCCACAAAUUUCAUAGGGUCCUCAGCCACUUGUCUCUAAUGACUACAUUGUCCUAGUACCUCUAAAGGGGAUAAUCCAUCAGGAGCAGAGAGGAUGGCAUUGGCAGGCCUCUGGCAGGACCUGACUGAAGCUCCCCCUUAGCUCACCACAUUGCAACCAAUCUGAUUGAAGCAUUCACAGAAAUUUGCUGGUGCUCUGCUUGGCCCUUGCUCUUGCCUAUCCUCAAUGGGAAGGGCUUUAUACUGGCUUUAAAUCUCUCCCCGAUGAGUUUGGUGUGUGAAUGUGUACUUUGAAAGAGGUAUUUCUAGACAGCUCAUGACCAGAUGAGCAAAAUUAAGUUCAUACAGCACACUGAAUGUUUUGAAGUCAUGUAGAAGUUUUUGAUAACACACUGUCGGCAGCGUCCAGACUAGUCUUGCUUUAGCAUAAAUGUUGUUGUGCUAGCUGAAAGACCUAGUGGAAGGUUUUUGUGUGAAGGAAGUAGCCGCUGUGCAAACUCAUUCUUGCACGAGGGGAAGAUGUUGCACUCUUCCUAGCAUGACAUGGCACACCAGCUAAUUGUUACACAACAAUUGCGCACCCUUUUGCACAAGUUCAUACAUGUUCCUACAAAGCGCCUUCUUCCACUAGCAGUAGCCCAACAAGGUGCACUAGUUAAUUCCAGUGCAUUAAUUCUAGUUAAAUCAUAUGUGGCACAAGUUCAUAUGAGUUCCUGAGAAGGUUCAGUUUUUGCUAGUGGUAGCAUAACGUUGCAGAACACCUCAACUGCAGAGAGUCCUUCCAUGAUGCUACCACAUGUCACAGGGCAUUUAAAAAUAAGGUGGGGCUGUUUUACUUUUGUUGCAGGGCUUUGUCCUCCUAAGGAAAGAUAUGACAAAACAAGCAUGUCCAGUCUGAGACACAUUGAUAUAGAAAAGUUGUGGGCUGAAAGGUUGGUGGUAUUGGUAGGAGAGAAAGGGAAUGUGUGUGAGUAUAUAUGUAACCGAAGAGAGAAUUUGGGAUCAGGAGCUGAGAGCAAUUCCCACAAAAAUUUGCCUAUACAAAAAAAUAGUCCUCGUGGACCUUAUGAGUAUUACAUUAAUUCAACAAAUUAAUUUAAAUGCAGAAGCAGCUUUCUCCUACUUUUUGUUACCAUGGAAAUGACUGACAGGUCUGCUGUCUGUAGGAGAGCAAAUAAACAUAAUAGGACACUUGUCUUUUUCACCUCCCUAUGACUGCUACUCUGUGUCAUCCCUCUAGCAAGCUAGACACACGCAAAGGUGUAUCAGUGCACUUGUGUUGAAGAAGCAAAAAUGUGGCUUCACACGCUUUUCUGUAUGUAAAACAAGCAUCAUGGUGGAGUCAGGGAAGAGAUGCUGAAGGAUACAAAGAGUCAUAUGUAGAGUUUCGUAGGUAAAGCUUGCUAUUCCACAAUCUAAUAGCUAGCACUGGAUUAAAAUUAGUUUACUGUUAUCAGAAGUUGUGCUCAUAUUAUGCUUUAUUAUGUUGCACAGUCCUCCCGUUGUUCUAAGUGAGAUGCACUGCAUAUGCAUUCUACAAGUUGCAAUGUUCUACUAAAAAGCACGCAGGUGCUGGUUGCAGAGGCAGGGUGCCUUCAUGUCUACUAUGCACAGCGCCAUCGCUGUUUCAAUGCUGUUUUCAUUAUGGAAGCAGCAUCGGAACAGUGACGACACUGUACUUAGUAGGUACAGCUCCAUGACUAGCACCUGCAUGCAUCUGAGUAGAAUGCUGCAGUGUGUGUGCAUCUUGCUUGGAAUGACGGGGGACUGCGCAGUCCUUAAACCACCAUUCUUUAGGUAGCUGGAAUAUACUACGUGGUAUCUGUAAUCCUUCUCUAGCAUAAUAUGGGGACAAAAAGCAAUUGCCCGCAAUGUACAGCUAAUGUACUCUGGGAAAGUGCCAUUAAACUGUAAUGUGAGCAGAAACUCUCUUAACUUCCCCAACUUUGCACUUCCAAAAUCAAUGUUUGUGUUGCUUAUAGGAAAAGAUAAGUAGCCAAGAUGCAGAAAUGCCUUGUGGGUUGCAUGCAUUCAGUUUAGAACAGCAGAAGCAGAGCUUGCAGUUUUGUCUGGCCCCAGAUUUUCAAAGCAGUAGAAUCAAAUGUAAGGAAUCUGCUUCCUGCCCUGAUUUCAUUCUCCAGAGUUCAAAAGUCUGUAAGCCACUUCUCAUUAAACCAUCCCUUGCAGAGAAAGAUGGUAGAUCUGAUGGUUCAUCCUGCUUUGUUCUACUGGAUAGAUCACACAUAGAAGGAUCAGGAGCACAGAGCAGAAAUGCUAUUUGGAUAGGUGGCCUGUAUUUUCAGCUUUUGAUGAGACCCACAAAAUGCUUUCUUAGCAUCACAAAAUCCUUCCAACCACUGGAAAACAUUUGAAUUGUCUCAGCCAUUUUGUGAUAUCUCUUAACAGUUUCUCCAUGUUUGUGAUAACAGCAGCCAUUUAUAGAUAAAGUAAAACAGAGUGAGAAACAUAAAUACCCCAUUAUAACAACAAUAGUUUUCUUUCAUGACAUAUAUUGAAGGUUAAAUGGUAACUGUAUUCUUUUUAAUAUAGUCGCAGAUCCACCAUGUGUAUUGCAUCGCUUGUAUGCCAGUUAAUUCUUUUUAAACCAUAAUUUUUAAACCUUUAAACCAAUACUCAACCUGAGCCUUCAAAUCAAACUAGGCUAUACAUCUAAAUAAAUGCCUCCAGUAACCCUGCGUGAGUUUUGUACUAUUUCUAUUUUACAGAUGGAGCAACUCAGGCAGAUCAUAAUUUCUCUGGUGUGCAUUAAUGAGUCUGUGGCUGAGCAGAAACUUGAACCCAGGCUCAAGGCUGUCCUCCAGUCAUAGGACAAAACAUAUUUUUAUUUUAUGACGACAAGAGAUAGGUCAGUAACAGUACUAUCACCUGCUAAAAAGUACAGUCAAAGCAAGGUUUCCUUCAUGACUCCUGCCCACUUGCCAUCUUAACAUGUAGGUUCUCUGUGGUAGAUAAAUGUAUGUGACAGAACAUCAGCUCCAAGUGGUCUUAGUACUGGGAGGGGGCUUAGAGGAUUUGGCCAGAUGUCUUUCUGUCACAUCCAUCUGGAGCACAUACUCUGAAAAGGACAGUCACAGAAAACUCUACAGCCCUGUAGUCCUAUAGCGCUUAGAUCUUCACUGAAUGAACACACACCUCAUUUGCUUGCCAGUUAUUUUUCCGCACAUUUUAAAAUCCCAUAAUUAUCCCAAAUUUAUUUUUGCUUUUCUUCACUCUACAGGCAGGUUGCUCUGUGAGUGUCAAACUCAUUCAUUUGCAGAUUAAAUCCAACCUUGAGCUAUCAGGCCUCAUCUGCAUUGCAAGGAGCUGUGCUUACCUUGCUUGACUGGCUCAGGGUCUUGGGCCUUUUCCUGAGUGACAAAAAUAUUUCCUCUUACUUCAGGUGUGUAAUUUAAGUAAUAAAUGAUUUUGUAACUUCAAUAAGCCAGUCUGCCUCAGCAUCAAGAACUAAGUGGUUGAUGGUAAAUAUCUGAUGUUCUAGAUGUGUCUCAGGGGGAUAUUUUGUAGCUGCUGCCAUUGGCAUAUUUCUCAUGUUGGGGCAACUCUCUGUAGUUCAAGCCACUGGAGCAUCCACGCCUGAGUUAGGAAGGGAGCAAACUCACAGGUUUGUAAGGACUGUGAGGUGAUGCUGUCAACACCUCUAACAUAGCUGCAGCUGCCAUCUGAGAGAACCUCACACACGUAUCCUUUCUGAUCUAUUAUGGCCAUGACAUCAAGCAGCUAAAAGCCCCAUUGGUCAAGGGCAUGCAAGCAGCAGAGCCACAGAUGGACGUUUCAAUCCAUCACUCAGAAUGAAGAAAUGGUGGGGAUCUAUCCAAUUCUGACAAACCUUUUCCGUGAGCACUGAGAACAGUUUUUACUUUUCAAUAUGUCAGUAUGAUCUAGCUCUGUUCGUCUAUCUCUCUGUAUGUAUGUACAAACAGUAUAUCACAAUGUUGCCUUUUUGUUGGAAAUAUCAAAGUACAAAGAUUGUAAACCAAAUUGGUGUAAUAAAAGUUCCAGAUAAUUCA